GUUUGUUAUCGUUUCGACACGUUUGAAUCGAAUGAACAAGAAACGUUUAUAUUAGCGGCCUCGGUAUUCGUUGAUUUUCAUCAACGAGAUGGAUGAAAAAUCCGAGAUUUUGGUUUUAAAUGCCGAAGAUGAGGAGACCUUCCAAAAGUUGUAUUCCGAAGGUCUCAAAUAUAGCAAGCAAUGCUCGGAAGAAAGCAUGCCAGUUCCAAAGUUCUAUACCAAACUCCCUAAUCAUGAAAACAUGAUUAGCCUUAAACUGAGAGAAGAAGCUAGAACAGCAUUCCUUCAGAAGAAGAGCAAAGAACUCCUCGAUAACAAUGAACUGCAGAAUCUCUGGACUUUACUAGACAAAAAUCACAGCCCUCCUGCUGGUUCUGAGCAGAUGAUCAAUUAUAUUGAUUUUCUCAAAGUGGGCAACAUAGCUGGUCCGAAAUAUAAAGCGUUCUUUACACCAGACGUAUUUGCAAGGCUAUUGCAGAAUGAUAUUCAUGGCAGAAUAUCAACCAUGGCAGUGUUCAAUUACAUCAUGAGGAAAGUUUGGUUACAGCAAACUAGAAUUGGUCUUUCAUUAUAUGAUGCCACAGGACAAGGUCUGCUUACUGAAAUGGAUUUAGAGAACUACAUAACUGAACUUAUCCCAACAUUGCCACAGUUAGAAGGGCUUGAAAAGUCAUUCCAUUCGUUUUACGUCUGUACCGCCGUACGCAAGUUCCUCUUCUUCCUAGAUCCAUUAAAGCUAGGCAAAGUCAGGAUACAGGAUAUUCUCGCUUCUGGUUUUCUGGACGAACUUUUAGAGCUACGGGAUGAAGAGCUGCCCAAAGAUGCACAGGAUUCAAACUGGUUUUCUGCGCCCUCCGCUCUGAGAGUCUACGGUCAAUACUUAAAUUUAGAUACCAACAGAAACGGCAUGCUUUGUCAGGAAGAGCUCAGACGAUUCGGAACUGGCACGUUGACGCGAGUUUUCAUUCAACGUGUAUUCGAGGAGUGCAUGACCUAUGAGAAAGAAAUGGAUUAUAAAACGUACUUGGAUUUCGUAUUGGCCAUGGACAAUAAAAAGGAACCACAAGCACUUCAGUAUUUUUUCCGUUUGUUGGACGUCAAUCAUCGAAACCAUCUCAACACUUUUGACCUCCAUUUUUACUUCAAAGGGGUUCAAGAGUUGAUGCAGCAGCACAAACAAGAAGUCGUUGCUUUUGACGACGUGAAUGAUGAGAUUUUCGAUAUGGUGCGUCCUGCCGACCCGUCAAAAAUCACUUUACAAGAUUUGAUCAACUGUGGAUACGGUGAAACUGUGAUCAAUAUCUUGAUUGAUUUGGAUGGAUUUUGGACAUACGAGAACCGUGAAGCUGUUGUCGUAACAGACAAGAAUAACCAAGAGAAACAGGACAUUUGAAUUUGGAAUUCUUGUACAUAGAAAUUGUGAGUGUAUUUUUUUAAAAAAAAGCAAAGAAGUAGCAAGAUCGCGGAAUGGAUUGUAGGUGCGAUCUCAUCACCAUUUCCCUCUUUUGGACCAGUCUUUCGGUGUCCAGUGCAAGCAUUUGGGAUCGAUGUGUAAUUUCCAUUUCUCUUUGUUUUUUAUGCAAUUUUUCAUCGCUUCUUCGUUCAGAAUGAGUACGUACUGCCCCUUGUAGUAAUUGAUGAGGUUCAAAUGCUGUAAGGUGGACACCACGUCCUCUUUUUUAAUGCUCGUCAUUUCGCAAAUUUCGCUAUUUAAAUUAAAACAAAUUCGUUUGUCAA
This is a messenger RNA of Daphnia pulicaria, 1737 nucleotides long. Its product is annotated as serine/threonine-protein phosphatase 2A regulatory subunit B'' subunit gamma-like. Lineage: Eukaryota; Metazoa; Arthropoda; Branchiopoda; Diplostraca; Daphniidae. The record is from RefSeq and is a predicted model, not a curated record. The coding region runs from base 89 to 1393 and encodes 434 amino acids. Gene Ontology annotation, cellular component: spindle; centrosome. The transcript is spliced from 9 exons. Gene Ontology annotation, biological process: T cell homeostasis; B cell homeostasis; positive regulation of B cell differentiation.